AUGGCCCACGAAGCCGUUAUGGCGAUCAGCAGAUCUUUCCUUAGUGACGUUACGGACGUUAAACUCCCUACUGACGUUAAGGAGCUUUUCGAGAAUGGUCUAGAGGUGUACGAGUGCAACGACGAACCGAAUGGUACCGCUGGCUUCACUAGUGUGAUCUUGAAAUACGGCGCAGAGCUCAGGUACAGAGAGCUUUCAGUCACUGAGGCUUCCGUGCUCCGGCGAGUGUUGAGCAUGGGACCACCAGUGAGGAAGCUUUUCCUACAACAAAUCUCGCUUUGUCCGUUUAAGGUCGCUUUUCACAACCAGGAGACAUGUCCUUCGCUAAAAGAAGUCCACAUUGAUUUCGUCGAGUGCGAAGGCAAGGCCUUGAGCGUAAGCCGCUGCGGAAUGUUUCGAAGCCUGCACUCGCUGCACCUCUGCUCCGUCAACUCUGGCAGCGCAUUCGCGGAGGACAUCGCGAGCUACGUUCGACAGAACAGGUCGCUGAGGGAACUGAGCCUCUGUACCUCCUGCGGCGGUGACGAAGGUGUCGCCACCCUCAUGCAGGCGCUAGCGGGAAACGACACCCUCAAGAGAUUCUCUCUGGCCGACAUGGAGCUGUCUUCCGACACCUUAACCGGCUUCGCGAAUAUGCUUGUAUUCAACUCGGCACUGGAGAUGGUCAACCUAACCGACGUGUGUUCCGUGGAAAAGGACAAAGUGCUGUCGUUGUUGGGGCAGGAACUGUACGCCGGUGUCUUCAAGAGGCUUAAGAUCCAGUGGCCCGAAGAGCUUCUGCCCGAGCUCACCGCACUUCUCAGCGUGGAAGGGUGCUGUCCGGAGUUGUCCGUCAGCGUCACCCCCUCGGCGUGCGAGGCAGUUCUUCGGGAGUUCUUUGGCGCCCUCGCAGCAGACAAGACGCUGCGCGUUCUCCGCUUUCUCUCCAACGAGGACACGUUCGAGGCGUUCGCGGACGGCAUUGUUUCCGGACUGAGGCGUACGACGACACUCCGUGCAGUCAACAUAGGCAUGUGCGUGGAUUCCGCUAAAGCGCGACAGCUCAUCGACCUUUUAGACGCCUUGAAAGAAAACCGUUCCGUCGCCAAGUUCGCAAUAAGCACCGAAGUCGUCACACCCGAAAUAGCGACGUCGCUUUCAGAGUUGUUGGCGGUAAACAACACUCUAAACGACGUGGCCAUUUUCAAUUACUGCGAAAUUUUGCCCGGCGAGGUAGAAACAAUCGUGAAGGGUUCGAAGACGAACUACACUUUGACCAGUUUUGUGGUUUACAGCGAAUGCAACGACUGCGAAGGUGUCCGCGAGAUGGCCGCGAUUCUACAGAGAAACAAUCGCCUCAAGAACAAGGCUGCGGAGUUUGUGAUUUUGGGCGCUGACGCUGCCGACGAGAUAGGCGUGGAUGCUCUGAGGAAAGUGCACUCAAGCGAUGCCCUCGUGGAGAUGGUGCAGAGGCUUACUGGCCGGACACGAGAGGAGGCGUUAGAAGACAUACAGGCAGCUUUGGCUUCCUUACCUUCGUGA
Molecule: messenger RNA, 1521 nt
Organism: Rhipicephalus sanguineus (brown dog tick)
Lineage: Eukaryota; Metazoa; Arthropoda; Arachnida; Ixodida; Ixodidae
Exons: 1
Coding region: 1-1521 (506 amino acids)
Source: RefSeq, a predicted model, not a curated record